This is a messenger RNA of Melanotaenia boesemani (Boeseman's rainbowfish), 4018 nucleotides long. It is a transcript of the gene golm1, whose product is annotated as golgi membrane protein 1. The transcript has 11 exons. The coding region runs from base 188 to 1396 and encodes 402 amino acids. The record is from RefSeq and is a predicted model, not a curated record. Lineage: Eukaryota; Metazoa; Chordata; Actinopteri; Atheriniformes; Melanotaeniidae. Gene Ontology annotation, cellular component: Golgi apparatus.
ACCUGACUGUCCCAGACUUCUCUGGCUGGUUGCAUUGGUGUAAUGUAUUCGAGCUAGCUUGCAAGCGUUGUUGCGUUAUUAUGUGUUAACGAAGAGUGGUUGGAUUAUCAAAUAUACCAUCGAGUAUCAUCUAUUUCCAUUAACACAUAUCUGUUUGUAAUUGUGCACUCUAUUAUAUCGGACUACUAUGGGUGCUUUAGGGAAUGGGCGUCGUGGAGGAAGACCCCCCCCUCUAAUGAUCGCAGCUCUAAUAGCCUGCAUAUUGGUUCUGGGCUUUAACUACUGGGUGUCCAGCUCCCGCAACCUGGAACUACAGACCAAGCUGUAUGAGCUUGAGGGCCAAGUGCGACGUGGAGCAGCUGAGCGAGGAGCAGCUGAGAUGAAGAAGAAUGAGUUCCAGGGGGAGAUUCAGAGGCAGAAGGAGCAAAUCACUCACAUAGAAAGCUUUUACAAGAAACAGCUGGAGAGCGCCCAGACAACCUGCAGCGAAGAGAAGGCUCCACUGCUGCAGAAUAUUUCCUCCAACACCAAAACCAUCAGGGAUCUCAAAGGUCAGCUGAAUCAGCUGAACGAUGACGUGGGGAAGCUUCAGAAGGAACUGCAGAAUUGCCAAAGCAACAUCAACACCCUGAACAAGAAACUGACUUAUGACAUGACCCAUUGUCACUCCCAGGUCCUGUCCCAGAAGGAGCUGUGUGACGAGAGAGUGGCUGCUGCUAAACUUGAAGUCCAAAAGAAAAUGGAGAAGCUCAUCCCACCUGUAGUUGUCUCUUCACAUGAAAACAAAGAGACUGGAGUAGGUAAAGAAGACAAAACAGUCAAGAUUGUGCUUGAUGGAGUUCAAGCUGCAGCUACUUUAAGCCACACACCGAGCCUCUUUCAGCCCAAAGAAAAUGAAACCUCUCAACUUCUGACCAACAAUAUCAUCCCAGACAAAGGUUCUGAUUUUUUAUUGGAGCCAGCAAUGGAUUCCUCUAAACUGGUAUCCCAGCCGGUUCCCUCUGCUGCUGCAGAUAAGCAGGACACGAUGCAGCCUGAAGAGGAUGAUGUCAAAACAGACGAGGCUGAGGAUGAGAAACAUUUGAAGAAUAACAUGACUGAAGAUAGGGAAAUGGAGGUGAUGGACAUUCAUGAGGAAGGUGCUCAGACAGAAGAAGCAGACCCCGGGAUGGAGGGGAUGCUGCUUCGUCAAGCGAAGGUUGAUGAGACUCGGAUUGGUCAGAACCUUGAGGAAACAGAGGAUUAUGAUGCAGAAGAGCAAGUAGUGGAUGGAGUCGAUUUGGAGAAGCAGCAGCAAAACAAGGACAUGGAGGAGGAACUGGCAGACUACAACGGAGAUGAUGACAAUGAAGGAGAGUUUGAAGCAGACAAACAAGCCGCGCUUGCUCAAAUUUAAGAAGUUAAUCUUCUUGCAGAAAUGGAAUUCAAGAAGGAUCCUGCUCAUCGCUUCAGAGAACAGAACCUGUGUUCACCUCGGCUGUACAGUUCCAUGCAGAAAGCAAGACUGAAACAAAAUGAUGUCAGAAGGAAUUUACUUUGUGAAAGACUACUGGGCGGUUUACCUGUUUAUUUUCUUCCUGGAUUGUUUUCAUUUGUCAUUUUCUUAUUUUCUAAUCAACUAUUAAGCUCUCUUCGAGAAUGGCAAACAUGACCGAAGACAUCUAAAGACUUAACACCCUUUGGCUUGAAAAGUAGAACACCUCAGCAUGCUUAAAAAUCUGAAGAUUUUGACGAUGUGUUGACAGGUGCUAUGGUCACUUGAUCACAGCUGUGAGUUGAGUUAUGUGCAGACCCUUGUAGGGUUACAGGGUGUGAAAUGUUGCGACAAGUUUAAAAGAUAUCAGUGAUUCCAGAGACCUAACUCUGCCAGCAGAGGGCGCUGCAGCACAGACAACCCCUCACUCAGUGAUCCAGCAGAAUUUUUAACAAAGCCUUAAUUAGCUCAUCAACCAAGUCUCUUAGACACGAUUUUGCUUUUGGGUUAGUGGUCCAGGAUCUGUUCAGUGUCAGUCGACUCAGGCUUUAUAUGACUCCAGAAAAUUAAAGACAUUUGUUGCGUUUCCUGUUAAAGUUCUCCUGUUAUAGAUUCCAUGCAAACAACCAAUAGAAGUUUCCCUUCUAGAUGAUGCUGAUGUCUGGGUUUAGGUGUAUUGUUUUAUUGUCGUGACCUUUUUGAUCUAUGAAUUAUUUCUGAGAGAUCACUGUUGAAAUGUUUUGACUUUUUAGUGGCAGCAAAGCUUUUAAUCUGAGCUAUAUGUUAUAUCAGUGUCACAAGGUUGAAGUUUUGCAUCUUUCUACACUGAAUGUUAGUAAGGGAGGAACAUAGUUUUAAAUUAAAAUGAAAUAAACAGCUGGAAAUACUUAAUAUAUUCUGUUUUACUUACAUAUUGUUGCAUGCCUUAUUAGCUCUGUUUUUCCAGACAAAGUGGAUGUAGAAUGUCGAGAAAUGUAAGUAAUUCUUUGUUUUUAAUCCGUGCAUACUGUCUCUGUUCUGCUGAGUCUAAUGUAGCUGAGAAUGUGGAGGAGCAUUUCUGAGAGUUGCUGUAACAUAAUGGACAGUUCCACAAAGCUGGAAUGCUGUGUUGUGCUUUAUGCCUUUUUUUUAAGCCAGGGGAUGUGAAUUAUUUAGUAGUACUGCUAAAAUCUAUUACUGUGUUUCAAGUAAAGAUGCACUAAACUGGAAAUUGUUGGACAAGUGCAAAGAACAACUAAUAUUAGAUAAAGUUAGUUUAAUUUUGCAGAGAGAUAAUGUGUUUCCUUGUGCUUUUCACAGGACAAAAUUUAAUUUCCUGUUUUGUGUUAUCUAAUGUAAAUGGUUUUGUUUGCCUAUCUGGAUGAUUUCUGUGCUCUGUAGCUUGUGGCUUAAUUUAAGUUGGCUGGUUGAAAGACAGGUGUGCAGGCGGGAGCCGGCAGACGAUUCUUCCUGUUCAUUUAACUUAAAACAUCUUAAGCUCUACUGUUUCGAGUAAAGGUUAAAGUUUGUGUCUUGUACGUCAGGUUGUUACAGGUCAGCUGACCCUGCAUUAUUCAGUCCAAGAUGACAUGUUAGUCCAGAUCCUGAGGUCGGCUUUUUGGGUUUUUGUUUUACAUACACAAGACCUUUUUACUGUUGAUAUGAAGGUGCAACCACACACAAAAAAGAACAUUUAAGUUAUAGGGGUCUAUAUAAACGAUGGUCUAAACAAACGUCAUGUUGCUGGAUAGCUACAGAAUGUAGAUGGAGCAUUAUGUACUGUAAGUUUCUUCCAGUUUCAAAGCACAGAGAACAACUAGUAACGUGUCAAGUUCAAGGAUACACAGCAAAGAAAAAUGUCAAAGCUGUUUAGCUCGAAACGUUUGAUUUCCACCAAAUAGUUUAUUUCUGCAGUUGUCUAAAAAAAAAAAAAAGAUGUGGUUUCUUUACGAUGUAUGUUUUUAUAUGAUGUUUCAUCACAAGGAGUUUGUACAGCGUUCAUUAGCAGAAUCGCUGCUUUUACAAGUUAAAUCAGAACAUCAGACUUUUGAGUUCGUCUCUUGUUUUUCAGCUUGAUCAAUAAGAAAUUAAACUAUUUGUAUUUUAUACUUUUUGUUUUCUAUAUUUGUACUUGUUCAAGUAAAUGUUCAGAUACCGAAUCAGAGUGCUGCUGAAAGAAAAAUAUUUAUAAUAGCUCAAAGUUUAUGACAACCGAAAGGCAGAGACAGAAAGAGAGAACAUCUUUCAGCAGCACUCGUAAUGAACAUUGUUGGCCUCUUUAUCUCCUCAUUCACAGAUUUUUACUGAAAUGCCACCCCUCCACCCCUUUUGUUAUCUGUUUAUUAGUAAAGUGUCAGCCUGUUUGUGUAAAAAGUCUGUUUUAAACCAAGGAUGACAUUUACCUGGUGAGAAAAUUGUUUUGAAAAACUGAUUUUUAUAAAAUUAUUUGACUUUUUUGCAGAUUUAAUUUGUUAGGAUGCUGUUUUUGUCUGUAAAUGGAAAUAGUUCGAUAAUCCAUAGCUUUUAUUGACACAAUGGUGAAUAAAGAUUGUUUUAUUACUGUCA